This is a messenger RNA of Lachnellula hyalina, 1836 nucleotides long. Its product is annotated as Calcium-independent phospholipase A2-gamma. The record is from RefSeq and is a predicted model, not a curated record. Bases 1 to 1836 code for a protein of 611 amino acids. Gene Ontology annotation, cellular component: membrane. The transcript is spliced from 3 exons. Gene Ontology annotation, biological process: arachidonate metabolic process. NCBI's taxonomy places the organism in Eukaryota, Fungi, Ascomycota, Leotiomycetes, Helotiales, Lachnaceae.
AUGGAGAGCAGCAACAAUGGCGCCUUGAGGCGCAAAGAUACUACGAAAGGUCCUCCUCUAAGGAUCCUUUCUCUAGACGGAGGUGGCGUGCGAGGCUAUUCCAUGUUCAUAAUCAUCCAAGAGCUCAUGCACAGAACAUAUGUCGAGAUUGAAGGAAAAGCGCCCAAACGAGACCAGAUACCAAAGCCAUGCGACCACUUUGACCUCAUCGUUGGAACGGGAACGGGCGGUUUGAUAGCGAUCAUGUUGGGAAGGCUGCGACUAGAUUUGGAAACCUGCAAAGAGGUGUACGUGCGGAUGACGAGGAAAGUUUUCGAAACCGAUAAAACGAUUGCUGGCAUACCAUACCGAUCAACGUUGUUCAAGGCAUCGAAGCUAGAGGAGGCCAUCAAGGAGUGCGUACGGGAGCAUAGCAUUUUUGAGAAUGAGGGCAAUGAUGGCGACGAGCCAGAGGGCGCCCGUAACACGCCGGUAAAUCCGAUGAGCAGAACGCCUCAGCGGCAUACCAGCAAUGCCAGUGUGACGAGCUUCAGCGCGAGGAGUCCUUCCAGCUACCAGAGUCGGCCUUACAUGACAGCGAGAUGGGGAAACCCGAACGCUUUGUUAUACGAUAAUAGAGAGACCAGAACCAAGACUAGUGCUGUUACUGCGGUCUACAAAGGAACAGCGAAAGGUGGUCAGCCUGCUGUACUACGAUCCUACGAUUCUCGAAAAGAACCUUCUCCAGAAUUUGAUUGCAAGAUCUGGGAGGCUGGACGUGCGACAUCAGCAAUUGGAUUGGCAUUCAAGCCUGUUCAAGUUGGACAAUCAGUAUUCAUCGAUGAAGGAGCUGGCAAAUUCAAUCCUACACCAGUAGCAUUGGACGAGGCCUGCGUCAACGAGUGGCCUGGCCGUGAUGUCGGUGUGAUUGUAAGCAUAGGGACUGGUAAACGGCCAUCUGGCAACGACCAAAAUUCACAUCUUUGGUACGAAGGGUUUUUGGGCGACUUUGCAGAGGCCAGGAGACGGUUGAUAUCUAAGAUUGAGGGAUGUGAAGAGACACAUCAGUACGUCAAGAAUGAAAUGCUCACCAAACGAGGGGUCAAUAUCGAAAAUUACUACCGCUUCAACGUUGAAAUUGGGGUUGGAGAAUUCGGAAUGAAUGAGUGGAACCGACUUGCAGAUGUCAGUACGAAUACGAGGAGGUAUCUCGGGAAAGGGGAUAUCCAGAACAUGACAUCGACUGCAGCAGUAAAGAUGGCCAAGAUACACAGAGCGAAAGCCAGGGCUGAAGGUACCGGGGAGGGCUCGAGUCGGCAUGAGGGUGGGAACUACAAAAGUUUACCUGAUGUUCCAGAGGCCUAUCCAGGAGCAAUUGAACUUCCAGCUGAGAUGCCCUUCACUCAGCCUCAGAGAAGUCCGCCCCCACGGCCCUCAUACGAGUCCGGCCAUCACGACACCUUGGCGGUUCCAGGACAGCAGAAAACACCCUCACCUCGCUCCUCCUCGGAAAGCCACGCACGAUAUCAAUCACCCAAAACAUCAUCGCCCAGACUCUCAGCAGAUAUGACUGACAAGUUCAUGGUGCAUAGUCCUACACCUAGCGAGUACAUGACUUCGGCAGGUGCCGACAAGAUCGCCAUCAUGAGCGCAGACGAAGCACCAAAACCACCAGUCGUCAAACAACUCCAGAAUCAAGGCAGAGUAGAGCCUCCGCCUCUGCCACCGAAGACCCCUAUACCGGGAGACUCCGGAUUACCAAUGGGGAGAAAUAGACCGAGUGUUCCGUACCCUUUGGAGGAUGGGCCACCGCCUGUGGUCAACAUGGCCAGGAAACCCGAAUACAAGGGGAGGUAG